CCAUCUUGUAGACAUGCAACAAUAGUAUGACUUGCGACUCUCAAAUACGCCUCUGCCCCAAAUACGCCUCUGCCCCAAAUACUUGACUCUCCCGUGGCAAUGUUGAGCCCAAUAGCAAAGUUUACAAAUGACCCAGUUGGCAUUGACAAGGCAUUGAAGUUCUUCCAAUUUUCCUUGCAAGCCAUUGAGUCGCUUUCUAUCGAGCCCACAGACACAAUCAGAUGGCGAGCUGCCAAGGGUAACAUCAAUACCGCGCGGCGGUUUCUACGCCUGUUCAAGUGGAUUGACUGCUUCACUGUCGCUCAAGCCCAAUUUCAAAUUGCGUCAACUGGACCAGCCUCGUCUUCUAUCGAGAAUGAGACCUCAUCAGACUCGGUCUCCAAACCCACAACGACCUCAAUCGACGCCACCAAAGCACUGCUUAAUGGGUUGAAGUACUCACUUCUCGGCAUGUAUUUGUUUAUGGAGAUGUUUGUGAUUACGGAUGCAAUCGCUCUGACAUCAACCACCUGGUCCGGGACUGUGCAGGUCGAAUCCUUGAAGAUCUGGGGUUAUUCAUUGCUUGUGUCCAUCAUCAUUUCACUCUACGAGCUCAUCAAUUCACAACCAGAGGCUCCCACCACUGCCCAGAGCUCAAGCGUCAAUGAGAAAGCCAGCGGAACCAGUAAGGAAGAUGCAAAUGUCGCACAGACUCAACGUGCACCUGCCACGAAGCAACAGGCGAUAUUCAAGCAACUGGCGGUCGAUCUCACCGAUUUUGUCGUUCCACUAUACGUUGCCCAUUGGUAUCCUAUUACUCCGUUGACGCUGGGAGUAGCGGGGAGCAUCAAUGGAUUGCUGGGCACGCACAGUGCGUGGUAUAGGCUGAAUGGGUGAUCUUGGGAAUUUAUCAACAAUGGAGGCAUCUGGGUAUAAGCAUGAUCUGGAUUGUAAAUAUGCCAUGAUGCCAUCCUUUUGUAUAGAUUGGUAGACUGGCAAUAUGCAGGCAUCAAUAUAUUACUUACCUU
Molecule: messenger RNA, 1007 nt
Organism: Exophiala mesophila
Lineage: Eukaryota; Fungi; Ascomycota; Eurotiomycetes; Chaetothyriales; Herpotrichiellaceae
Exons: 4
Coding region: 100-876 (258 amino acids)
Biological process (GO): regulation of peroxisome size; peroxisome fission
Cellular component (GO): peroxisomal membrane
Source: RefSeq, a predicted model, not a curated record